CGGCUGCCAGCCAGCCCUGCAGCUCCCCGACGAUAACUCAAUCUCCAAAAACGUGCGCUUGCGCUGCGCUUUGUAUCAAUCCGCCUUCUGCAGCAUUUUGAACCAGGCCACUUGGGACCAAGGACCCUUCCCAGCUAUUAGGGCCCGCCCCAAGAAGCAAACCUCACCUCCAACCCGUUACAAAUUAUCAGCUUUUGUUCGCAAAUAUAUGUGGCAAAGAUGAUGUUAUACGAGCGAUCCGUCCAUGAUCUCCCCGGCCCCAGCUCUCCGCCAGGCUUGACACAUUCCAAGUCUUCCAAGUCUUCAUCCUUGAACUCGGUACCUUCAGAUGAUGACAGCGUGCUUGCUGACGCUAGCCACUUUGAAGACAUUGGACUCCAGGAUGAAUCCCAUGUCGAUGUUCGAGGGCUAACUAAGAACCUGAAGCCCUCGCCCAUGCUGUAUAGUUCUAACCCUUCCUCCGAAUUGCGAGUACCCUCCAAGAGCAGUCGAUCUUCCCGCAGUCCGUCCAAAACCCGCCAGAAGCGGGAUGUCUCAUCAACGGGCAAACCCCGUCCGACCCUCCCGAAUAUCCAGAGUCAUUUACGACCUGUCAAUGGCCGAGUCGCGAGCUUGGGGCUUACCCCCGAGCUUCACACUGCCCCUCUUCCUAUGCGCUCCCUUGGAAACCGAUCACCCUCCUCGACACGGCAACGCAGUAUUAGCCCCAAUCUCCAGACUAGCUUUCCCAUGAAGCCACGGAGGAGUAGCUGGCAAUCGAGCCGGGAGCGAAAGACAGCCAGACAGUUGGAGAGGGAGUGCGACGAAGAUGACGGAGACGACAUCCCUGACGGGCUCGUGCUUGAUAAUGUGCCAAUCUCGCCUAGGCCCCCCUCGGAACGAACAAUAAGCCAACCUUCUUCCAAAGCUCCUUCUCCAGAACGCGCUCCUCCUGAAAAAAGAGUACGAAGUGUGGGAAAUGGCACUCCACCAGUGGCAGCAGCCCAGGGAUCCCUUAGGUCGCCGACAUGGAAGUCCGAUACCGCAGUGCCUACGAGAGCCAGCAUUGCCUCCACCAUUGUCACCCCUCUAGAACUCGCCAGAUCCAAGAGCUGGUCUGCCGCAUUGGCUGAACUCAACUCCGAUGCCAAGGAGCUCACGGAAAAGCUGGAGGAACAUGCCGAAGAGCUGGAAGCAAAGGGCGUGCGGUCCAGCACGCCGUCUGUUCGCAGAAACUCUGACGGGAAGCCCCGUGUGAAAUCGGGACUUCCUGAGCUCCCGCCGCUUCGCAAGUCCAAUGUCAUGAUCGACCCUCUACCGCCGUCCAAGGAAAAGGAAGCUGUUUUGUCCCGCACUCGUCCUUCCUGGCUCCCGCCAAAGGAUCCCGCCGAGGAACGUCGCCAUCUAAAGGAGUACCAGAGGAUGAUGGCUCAGAGCCUCGAGGCCGAGCGUAGACGAGAAGCGACAAAGAAGGCCCGGAUCGAGAACCGUGAUACCAGAGCCGACAAUUUGAUGCAUAUUUGGGAGGAGAACAUCAUCCCUCGUUGGGACGAGGCCAUCCGUGAGCGCAGGACACGAGAGCUAUGGUGGCGUGGUAUUGCGCCACGCAGUCGAGGUGCUGUGUGGAGCAAGGCGAUUGGCAACGGGCUCGCACUUUCUGAUGCUUCAUUCAGGGCUGCCCUGAAGCGGGCCAAUGAUGCCCAAAAAAGAGUGAACGACGGACAAGGCAGCACCGACGAUUCCUACGCUGCGGCCUGGUUUGAUGACAUCAAGAAGGACGUGGAAGAGUAUACCUUCCCUGACCUUCGCAUCUUCCAGACUGGAGGGCCCCUUCACCAAAGCCUGGUGGAUGUUCUCAGCGCAUACUGCAUGUAUCGGAGUGAUAUCGGAUAUGUUCCGGGCUGCAAUACAAUUGCCGCCAUUCUGCUUCUCAACCUUCCCUCCGCCACCGACGCGUUCAUUGCGCUUGCCAACGUCCUGAACCGUUCCUUGCCGCUGAGCUUCCACACGUGCGACAGAACCGCCAUGUCCUCGGCCUACAACCUGCUACUCCAAACCCUCCAACACAAGUCGCCCAGCCUCCAUGAACACCUGAUCAAGUUGCCCGAUCAUAAUCCCGAUCUCUACUUGGGCGACAUCUUCACUGGCCUCUUCACUCGCCACCUCGCUCUGGAUGAGGCCACCCGACUUUGGGACGUGUACGUUUUCGAAGGCGACGCCGUCCUCGUUCGUGCAGGCAUUGCUCUUCUGCUACAGAAGGGCAUGUCCCUCAUGGGUACCAAGUCCAUUCAUGAGGUCAGGGCCAUCAUGAAUAACUCAUCUGAUGGCGUUUUGAGGUCGGCGCCCAUUCUGCGCAGCACUGGCGAGGAAGAUCGCUGGAUGCGCGCUGUAAGGGAAGCCGGGAAAGCGCAAGCUUAAAGCGCGAGGAAGAAACAAGAGAAAAAAAAUAACAUCAAACAUACAAAAAGAGCGGAUAUAUAUAUUUCGUUUCCUUGUCUUUGGAAUAAAGCGGUGGGAAGGGAUUUUCACACAAGGAGAGGGGAACAUAAGACCAACUGCACGCAAAUACGUCA
This is a messenger RNA of Neurospora hispaniola, 2552 nucleotides long. RefSeq lists its product as uncharacterized. Bases 220 to 2397 code for a protein of 725 amino acids. Lineage: Eukaryota; Fungi; Ascomycota; Sordariomycetes; Sordariales; Sordariaceae. The transcript is spliced from 2 exons. The record is from RefSeq and is a predicted model, not a curated record.